AUGGCGAGCUCGCCUCAUGCCUCUGGCUCGAGCUCGGCAUCUUGGUUCGCAUCCUUCAAGUUCGGGCAGCCGUCGCCGGGCGGCAGUGCCACUUUAGCGCCGGCGACGAGCACAGAGAUCAACGGGCGUCAUGCCCGCAAGGCUUCUGCUGCUUCGAGAUCAUCCGGACGGUCUGGCCGAACCGUAACAGCAGGAGCAGCAGGAGCAGCAGCUGGGCAGGACGACUCCUCGAGCGAUGAAGAGACGGCCAAUGAUGAUCACGCACAGACAGACGUGGAAGCCUUGCUCUGGCAAGCUCAGAUGGACAUCAUAGGCCACAACUACCGCUCGGCCUUGCGCAAGCUCGACAAAGCGGCUAACCUUGGCAGCUCACAAGCCUGUCUCACCCUCGCAAAUCUCUAUUCUCGCGGGCUCGCGGCAAGCAGUGACAGCAACGUCACGCACAAGCUGCAAGCCGAUCCCAGUCAAGCAGCUCACUGGUAUCUCAAAGGUUUGGCCAUAGAAGUCUCCAAGCCAUCGCUACGCGCACCAUCGAUACGGAAGCGUGCAGAACUCGCUGCAUCAGACGAUGAGGCGAGACAGAAAGCUAGAAAGGCGCGGCACGAUAUGGCCCGACUCAAUCCUGACGAACGGGACAAGGCUGCCACUUUCGAGGCCGAAGCGAUAGAAACGCAGACUUUCGAGGACGCACAAGCACACCGGUAUGCCAACGAGCCAAGCUCGGAAGAGGAAGCCGCGCUAUUCGAUCAGUCGAUCAAUCUCGAGACAGUCGCUGAUCUGGCUGUCGGGCUCACGACGCUCUACCGCUUAGGCAGGAUACGGCCCGACCGUGAUCAGAUCUGGCAUGAAGGCUACAACCUGUCUCAGGACGCGAUACGUCAUGCGAGCCUGUAUCCUGUCAUCCAGCAAGCAAAAGACAGGCCGUCCGCCAGAGCCAAGAGCAAGUCGCGGCAACCCGGUCCAGCCUUACUACGUUCUGGCAGCAACCAGACCAAGUCAAGCGCUCUGCCGACAAGCGCGAAGCAUCGAAGGAGCGCACAGAUACACAUACUCUACUUAUUGGCUCUGGCUUCUUUUGCCAGCAAUCUGCACCAUGAGAACCCCGCCAUUGAGGCAGACUUUAGUACGCGCGGACGAGACGAUGCAGCGCAUUGGUGGCGCAAGUGUAUCGAGAUCGGCACACAAGCCGGCGGAGCGGGCUCAAAGCUGGCGAACGAUCUGCUCGGCAAGGCAACGCGCAGACUUGAGAUACUGGCCAAUGAGAACGCCGUCACUGUUCUGCCGAUCAAACACGCAUCCUCGAAUCUUGCAGCUUCACAGUCGCCGCCGAAUCACGUCUGUCGUGUGCUCCAUCAGCCGCAUCACCUGGAGCAUCACCUUUCCCCGCUAAGUAGCCCUGCAGACCUCGCAGAAGUCGACUCGGCCUCGAAGAUGUUGGGACAAGCUGCGAAUCAGGUGUCCAGUAGCACGAUCAAGCAGCCGAAUGAUUUGGCUGUGCCGCUUCAGCCCCAACACAAGCGACGUAGUGCUUCCUUCACGCUGGACAACGAUGAAGCAGAUACUUCAAUGUCACGCGAUUCUGUCUCCGUGACUUCACUGACGCAGCCUGCACAAAGACCUCAGCUCAGCUUGCGCGCGAGCACUUCCCGGCCAAUUUUGCAGCCGACGCUGUCGAAUGCUUCUAUCACCACAUUGCCCCCAAACUUCUUCUCAAAGCAACCGAUCCGAAGCAGUACCGACCUGCUUGGCGCUAGGUGGAAGGUCAAGCAUCGCUUGCCCACCGUCGAGCUCAGCGAAGAACAGAUUGGCAUCCCUGCUUCACCCUUGCUCUCGAGAUCUGGCACUGCAUCCGUCUUUGACCUUGCAGCACUUGCCGAUGAUCCCAGCCCCAUGCCGACGACCUUUUCCCGGGGAACGUGGCCCUCUCGGGGACUCGCGAAGCCAAGGCAUGGCUCUUUCGCCAGUUUGCUUUCUCUCGGGCAAACGCAGGAACAGAACAACGGCCACAAGCCUGCUUCUGGGCCUUUGCAGCAGCUCCGGCGGCGGGCGAGCAACUUUGGCAGCUCUCUUAGUUUGACGAGUCUCAGUCAGACCUUUGAUACCGUCAAAGGCAAGUUCCAAGAUCUGCCGGUCAACACGGCAGCCGGCGCGCUUGAGGAUGCCCUGCAACGCGAUCAGAUCGCCCAGUUUGAGCGCGAGGGCUGGGAGAGCGAGGCGACAGAAGGCACGCAGUCUGACCACGAUGAAGAGGCGGAGGACCGACAAGCUGUCGAGAUUCCGUCCGCUGCGCUGGCGGUACUCGCUGCGAAGGAAGGCACCGAGCAACGAAAGCAAGUCGCGGCGACCACGCUUGCGAUCUCGCUCGGCAAGCACACUUCAUCUCCAAGGAAGGACGAGAUGGAUAAGGUUCUCGCCGCGCUCGAAGCAGCUUCGCAGCUGAAUGUGAAGGGAAGUUGCUCAGUCUGCCACCGUAAAGGUGUCAAUUUCCCAAAGUGUCCGAAAUGCGGUCAGACAUAUUGCUCAAGAAGCUGCCGCAUCAGUACUGAUGGCGGAGGUGAUGGACGUAAACACGUCUGUCGUGUCCCACAAAGUCCUGCGCCCAGCUAUCUCAGUGUGGAUCAGACUUCCACUACGCCCACGCCACUCAAUCAGAAAGCCACACCAACGCAGCGAGGUCAAUGGGCAACCACGCGAGCCUAG
Messenger RNA from Mixia osmundae IAM 14324, 2700 nucleotides. RefSeq lists its product as uncharacterized. The transcript is spliced from 3 exons. Bases 1 to 2700 code for a protein of 899 amino acids. Gene Ontology annotation, molecular function: protein binding. NCBI's taxonomy places the organism in Eukaryota, Fungi, Basidiomycota, Mixiomycetes, Mixiales, Mixiaceae. The record is from RefSeq and is a predicted model, not a curated record.